Molecule: messenger RNA, 1104 nt
Organism: Phoenix dactylifera (date palm)
Lineage: Eukaryota; Viridiplantae; Streptophyta; Magnoliopsida; Arecales; Arecaceae
Product: putative calcium-binding protein CML15
Molecular function (GO): calcium ion binding
Source: RefSeq, a predicted model, not a curated record
GCAAACCGAAUCCCCCCAGUUUUUCCUUCCUUUUUCCCCCAACAAAGAAUCCGAUCCCUCCCCAAGCAACUCUUUCUUCUCUUCUUUUUCUUGCGCCCCCAAACCCCGGCUCUCCUCCUCCCCUUCGUGGUCCUCGAUGGCCAGCAUCCGGUCCCUCUUCCGCCGCCGCCGCGGCCGCUCCAAGUCCUCCCCGGCGUCCGCCGCAUCGCCUACCUCCCCCACCGCGGGCAGCGCGGCCGGCCCCGCUGCCGCGACGGACGAGGUGGAGCGGGUGUUCAAGAAGUUCGACUUGAACGGCGACGGGAAGAUCUCGUCGGCGGAGCUGGCGGCGAUCUUCCAGAGCCUGGGCCACCCCCCCACGGAGGAGGAGCUGCAGCGGAUGAUGGGCGAGGCGGACGCCGACGGCGACGGCUUCAUCAGUCUGGACGAGUUUGUCGAGCUCAACGUGAGCACCGUCGAUGACUCCACUGCCCUCGAGGACCUCCGCCACGCCUUCUCCGUCUUCGACCUCGACCGCAACGGCUCCAUCUCCCCCGACGAGCUCGCCCGCGUCCUCCGCAGCAUAGGGGAAGGGGCCUCCGUCGCGCAGUGCAAGCGGAUGAUCGAGGGUGUCGACCGCGACGGCGACGGCCUCAUCUCCUUCGAGGAGUUCAAGCUCAUGAUGGCCAAUGGAUCCGGCUUCCCACUUGCCAACAAGAUCGAGUGAUUAGGUUGGCCAACAAUCUUUUGACAAGCUCGAUUUAUCAAAAAUAAGGUGGCUCCCCCUACCAAAAAUGGUAGGGGACACAAACACGAAAAAAAUCAUGGAGCUUCUCUCGCACUAGGCACACAAGAUGAGGAAAGGCUUCAAUUUUUCCAUUCCAACUUAAGUGGCCCUUUGACUCAAUGGAUUGAGGCUCAAGUUAGUUUUGAUUUAACCUUUAAAGCUACUAAAGCUGGAAAUUGUAAUGAAUUUAAGUAAAUUAUAUGUUUAAGUUGGUGUUAAUCGUAAUUUUGAUCUUAUGCCAAGAAUAAUCUCAGUGUAUUUAUCUGAAUAUGCCAUUGGGUUUAGAGGUUUGAAACCCAAAUUGGGUUUAAUUCUUGAACAAGAUUGAUGGAGUUUGU